This is a messenger RNA of Coccinella septempunctata (seven-spotted ladybird), 517 nucleotides long. RefSeq names its product dynein light chain Tctex-type 1-like. The transcript has a single exon. NCBI's taxonomy places the organism in Eukaryota, Metazoa, Arthropoda, Insecta, Coleoptera, Coccinellidae. Bases 86 to 412 code for a protein of 108 amino acids. The record is from RefSeq and is a predicted model, not a curated record. Gene Ontology annotation, biological process: microtubule-based movement. Gene Ontology annotation, cellular component: cytoplasm; cytoplasmic dynein complex. Gene Ontology annotation, molecular function: dynein intermediate chain binding.
UAAGGGCUCCAUUGACAUACUUCAAAUUGCGACAGUCCAACGCAAAAUCAUACAAGUGAAUGGUGCAUGUUUAUAGAACCAAAAAAUGGAUGAUGAUUCACAAUUCGUGGUCGAGGAGGUGAGCAAAAUCGUCAAGGACAUAAUAGAAGCCACCCUCAGUGGAGCCUGCUAUCAGCAGGACAAGGUGAACCAAUGGAGUGCAACGAUCUCGGAACAGAGCUUAGGAGCACUGAGCAAGCUGAAGAAAUCGUUCAAGUAUGUUGUAACCUGUUCCAUAAUGCAGAAAACAGGCGCCGGCCUGCACACAGCUAGUUCUUGCUACUGGGAUUGCGCAACUGAUGGGACUUGUACUGUUCGUUGGGAGAACAAAUCAAUGUAUUGUAUUGUCUCUGUUUUUGGACUAGCUAUCUAAAUUUUUACUCUCAUUCACCGUAUAUCGAUUACUUUUAUCGUUUUAACUCUGUAUGUGAAGAGCUUAUAUCUAUACGUGUAUUUUUAUAAAUUUUGAUCAAUUGAA